AUGCCGAUGUCAAGCCCGCAGACCAUGUCAAGUUUGCCAGCCGCACCGAAGUGUGCUGGCCGCGCCAUUGUCAAGGCCGCCGGCCGUGGCUCUCUCCAGCCCGCCGGCCUCACCGAAGACAAGCCUACCGACCGUCCAGAUGUUAAGCUUGCCGGUCGCGCUGAGUCAAGUUCGCCGGCCAUUCUUAUGCCCAUUGAGGGCUCCAGAUCCCCAAUCAAGCCCACGGAGGACUCCAAAACCCCAGUCAAGCCCAGGAAGGGCUCCCGAUCCCCAGUCAAGGCCAGGGAGGGCUACAGAUCUUCAAGUAAGCCCAGGGAGGGCUCCAGUCCCCUGUCAUGGCCCAUGGAGGGCCUCGGAACCCAUUACGCCAGACCGCUCCCUGACAAUUCAGCGACUAGCAGUGUCAUUCAGACUCAGGACUUCACGUCUCCUCUGGGCUUUUCAGAGGAUGCUCGGCCUCAUUGGCACACUCGGACUCCGUGUAAACGUGGGAUUUUGACCAUGAGCUCAGUCGCUGUACUUACGCAAGAAAGCUUUAAUGAGCAUCGCAGUGGCCUUCUGCCGGAGCAGGUCAAAGCUGCUGUGGCAGGCCCUAGUGGUGCUGAAGAUGAGGAUAGCCUUCCCACCUACAAGGAUGCCUUUCCCCCUCUGCCUGAAAAGCCUUUGCCAGAGGGGGUACAGGAGACUGGAAAUGCCUGGACAUCUACGAUCAAACCUCUCAAGUCCUCAGCAAUUACCCAGCUACAGGCUUCAGCUACUGUGGCCAUCCCCAAAGAACAUCAUCGCUUUGUCAUCGGCAAGAGUGGGGAGAAGCUGCAGGAGCUCGAGCUGAAGACUGCCACCAAGAUCCAGAUCCCUAGACCCGAAGACCCCAGUAACCUCAUCAAGAUCUCUGGAACCAAGGAAGGCUUGGAGAAGGCCAAGCACGAGAUCCUGCUCAUCUCUGCUGAGCAGGAUAAGCGUGCUGUGGAGAGAAUGAACAUUGAAAAGGUGUAUCACCCCUUCAUCACUGGAGCUUAUAGCAAGCUGGUGGGGGAGUUGAUGCAGGAGACAGGAGCCCGCAUUAAUGUCCCUCCACCAAGUGUGAACAAAACUGAGAUCGUCAUCACUGGGGAGAAAGAGCAGGUGGCCCUGGCCAUGGUCAAGAUCAAGAAGAUUUAUGAGGAGAAGAAGAAGAAUGCCACCACUAUUGCAGUGGAGGUGAAGAAAUCUCAGCACAAGUAUGUAAUUGGGCCUAAGGGUAACACCCUGCAAGAGAUCCUGGACAGGACCGGCGUCUCGGUCGAGAUCCCACCCCUCGACAGCAGCUCAGAGACAGUAAUCCUGCGUGGGGAGCCAGACCGGCUGGGCCAGGCACUCACUGAAGUGUAUGCCAAGGCCAACAGCUACACUGUGUCCUCAGUCUCUGCUCCCUCUUGGCUUCAUCGUUUCAUUAUUGGCAAGAAAGGACAAAAUCUGGCAAAGAUCACGCAGCAAAUGCCCAAGGUGCACAUUGAGUUCACUGAGGGAGAGGACAAGAUCACGCUGGAGGGUCCCACCAAAGAUGUACAGAUAGUACAGGGUCAGAUUGAAGCCGUUGUUACAGAUCUGGUUAGCCGAAUGGACUACACCGAGAUUAGUGUAGACCCCAAGUUCCACCGACACUUAAUUGGGAAAGGUGGCGCAAACAUUAACCGCAUAAAGGAGCACCACAAAGUGUCAGUCCGCAUUCCACCGGACAACGAGAAGAGUAACCUGAUCCGUAUCGAGGGUGACCCCCAGGGAGUGCAGGAGGCCAAGAAGGAGCUGCUGGAGCUAGCGUCACGCAUGGAGAAUGAGCGUACAAAGGACAUGAUCAUUGAACAGCGUUUUCAUCGAGCCAUCAUCGGACAGAAAGGGGAGAAAGUUAAGGAAAUUCGGGAUAAGUUCCCUGAGGUCAUCAUCAACUUCCCUGACCCAACGCAGAAAAGUGACAUUGUACAACUACGUGGACCUCGCACUGAGGUGGAAAAAUGCACAAAGUUUAUGCAGAAAAUGGUGGCUGAAAUGGUUGAGAACAGCUUUUCUGUCUCCGUCCCCAUUUUCAAGCAAUUCCACAAAAACAUAAUUGGCAAAGGAGGAGCAAAUAUAAAGAAGAUCCGUGAAGAGACUAACACCAAGAUUGAUCUGCCUGCGGAAAACAGCAACUCUGAAAUGAUUGUCAUCACAGGAAAGAAGGCAAACUGUGAGGCAGCAAAAAACAGGAUUCUGGCCAUUCAGAAAGAACUGGCAAAUAUUACAGAGUUAGAGGUGUCCAUCCCCUCAAAACUACACAACUCCCUAAUUGGCUCCAAGGGGCGUUUUGUGCGUUCCAUCAUGGAGGAGUGUGGUGGCGUGCACAUCCAUUUCCCAACAGAGGGCUCUGGCAUUGAUGCAGUGACAAUCAGAGGCACCGUGGAGGAGGUAGAGAAAGCCAAGAAACAGCUGCUGUCCCUGGCAGAAGAAAAGCAAACUAAAAACCACACCGUUGAGCUUCGUGCCAAACCUGAAUACCACAAGUUCCUUAUCGGAAAAGGAGGUGGAAAUAUCCGCAAGGUGCGGGACAGCACAGGUGCCAGGAUCAUCUUCCCUACUGCUGAAGAUAAGGAUCAGGAGCUGAUCACAGUCAUCGGUACAGAGGAAGCUGUAGCAGAAGCACAGAAGGAGCUGGAGGCACUUAUUAAGAGCUUGGAUAACGUUGUAGAGGAUUUCAUGAUCGUCGAUCCCAAGCACCAUCGGUUCUUCGUAGCACGGCGUGGCCAAGUCCUGAGGGAGAUCGCUGAUGAGUAUGGUGGCGUUAUAGUCAGUUUCCCCCGAACUGCCUCACAGAGCGAUAAGGUCACCCUAAAGGGAGCCAAAGAUUGUGUGGAGGCAGCGAAGAAACGCAUGCUGGAGUUGAUUGAGGAUUUGGAUGCACAUGUGACCAUGGAGUGUGUGAUCCCUCAGAAGUUCCACCGCUCCAUAAUGGGGCCUAAGGGCUCUCGCAUACAGCAGAUCACUAAAGACCACAAUGUGCAGAUCAAGUUUCCAGACAGAGAGGACCAGCAAGCUCCAUCAGCUGAUGCUCCAGUUCAGGAGAAUGGAGAGGCCAAUGGAGAGGUGAAGGAGCCUGCUGAUCCUUUAGUCCCAAAGAAGUGUGAUGUCAUUGUGCUGUCUGGCCGCAAAGAGAGAUGUGAAGCUGCUGUUGAAUCACUAAAGGCUUUGGUUCCUGUGACCAUUACGGUGGAAGUGCCUUUUGAGCUGCAUCGCUACAUCAUUGGUCAGAAAGGAAGUGGAAUCCGCAAGAUGAUGGAUGAGUUUGAGGUUAAUAUUCAAGUGCCUGCUCAUGAGUUACAGUCUGACAUUAUCUCCAUUACUGGCCUGGCCUCCCAUCUUGACCGCGCUAAAGAGGGACUUCUUGAGCGUGUCAAAGAGCUACAGUCCGAACAGGAGGAUCGGGCUCUCAGGAGCUUCAAACUGACCAUCACUGUGGAUCCCAAGUAUCACCCCAAGAUCAUUGGACGCAAGGGUGCCAUAAUCACCCAAAUCCGUAAUGAGCAUGAGGUCAACAUUCAGUUUCCAGAGAAAAAUGAUGAGAACCAGGAUCAGAUUACCAUUACUGGCUAUGAGCAGAAUGCUGUGGCGGCACGUGAUGCUAUUCAGGCUAUAGUGGAUGAACUGGAGGAAAUGAUCUCUGAGGACAUCACCCUGGACAGCAGAGUCCAUGCUCGUGUCAUAGGGGCACGUGGCAAGGGAAUCCACAAAAUCAUGGAUGAGUUUAAGGUUGAUGUUCGGUUCCCUCAGAGUGGAGCUGCGAAUCCCAAUUUAGUGACUGUGACUGGCCGUCCAGAACAGGUUGAUGAAGCCAUUGAUCACCUUCUAAACCUGGAGGAGGAAUAUCUGUCUGAUGUAGUUGAAAAUGAAGCCAAAAUGGCCUAUAUGAAGCCUUCUGGUUCCACUGCCUCCAGCAUGGAAGAACCUCGAGGCCCAUCCAAGGGCUUUGUUGUGCGGGAGGCUCCUUGGGCCACUGGCAAUGAAAAGGCCCCGGAUAUGAGCAGUUCUGAGGAAUUCCCCAGUUUUGGUGCACCUGUGACUAAUGCGAGAUCAUCUCCAUGGGGACCCAAACGUUUUUGAAAUGUCUCCUUCAGUGGUUAUGUUGCAACCUCCUGUUUCCCCUUACUAUAAUCCCCCAAUCAAAACAGGUGAUUAACAUUGUUAUUAUGGGUGUGGCCUCUACCAGGUACGCCUGAAUUGGUAUGAAAUGAGUCGACCUGUUUGCAUUUUAAUAGAGAAUCACAAAUUGAAGGAAAACAAAAGUAGUCCUGGCCAUGUUUCAGGUCUGUAACAAUCCAGGUUUAAGUGAUUUUUGAUAUGACUUCAUUACAAAAACAUUAUUUCAUUACAAAGGUUAUUUCUUGGGUUUAUUAAGCUGCUCUGUCUCAUAGUUGCCUUCGCCGUGGUGUUUGGGGAAAAAUAUACUGUAUACCUCUGAAAGAUGUUGCUUCUGGUUGAAGUCAGAUUUAUUCAUAGGAAAUGGGUAACCAGCUGUACUUUUGUCUAGUUCCCUAGGGUAGCCAUUGUGUUGCAGACAUUUCACUUGUCUCUUUCCCCAUUCCCUAACUUUGGGAAAUGAUUCCAUGCAGCCUUUACAGCUUUCCAUCUUAAAGAGGGACUCUUCACUACAGAAGUAUUUUCAAACUGCCAUUUGCUUUGGAAGUCCCAGGGAUGUAAUCUCUCAUGAAGUGGAAGUCCCAAGGUUCCCAAAGUCUAUAAAACGUACACUAAACUGCUUUUACUUUUUCAUUUUGUUUUUGAUAGUCAGAAAUCAUGUUAAUUAAAGAUUAUAAUAUUUGGAAGGAUGGAAAAGACCAUUUUGUGCCAAUGAAAUGUCAAGUAAUGUUAUGUGUUACUCAUUCUUGCUAAUGGGUCCGUGUCCAGCCCCUUUUUGUCUUCCAAUUGCUAUGCAGGUUGGUCUGAAACCAUAGCAAUGGCCCUCUUAAUAGCCUUAUAAGAAUUAUGCAAAAAUGUCAAAGGAAACCAUUAUGGAAAACACUGGAAAAUAAACUGUCCAAAAAGGAAAAUAAAAAUUGAAAA
Molecule: messenger RNA, 5070 nt
Organism: Sinocyclocheilus rhinocerous
Lineage: Eukaryota; Metazoa; Chordata; Actinopteri; Cypriniformes; Cyprinidae
Product: vigilin-like
Exons: 28
Coding region: 1-4110 (1369 amino acids)
Molecular function (GO): mRNA binding
Source: RefSeq, a predicted model, not a curated record